UAUAAGAUUCUUUAAGASUUUUACUCAAGUACUAUUCUUAGAGACUAAUUUAUACAAAAGUAUGGUAAGAUGCUUGUACAUUUACUAAGGUAUCACUUAGAGAUACUUCAUACAGCACUGCAUUUUGAAAAUCCUUUAUUAUCCAUCCCAACUUGUACUUAAUACUCAAGAAAUUUGACUUCAAAAAAGUUUUUUAAUAACUAUGAAUACAAAAGUAGCAAACAUCCAGAGGGUGACUACUUUUUAUAAGCACUGCAGCAACAAUCACAUCUGCUGCUGACGUGUAUGUUUAGUCUUUGUUUCCUGACUCGGGGUGAUGGUUUAAAAGGUUGGGGUGUGUUGGACCGGUCAGCCUCAUUAACAUUUGAGUCACAUUGUGUCGUUAACAUCUCUGCACAGCAGGUGGUCUCUGCGGGGCGAUGGGACCUCAGGAAACCUCUGAUGUGUCUGAAUUUACCCGACAAGUUCUGCACAGACUACACAAUUUACUUUUAUUUUCCUUUAAAACAUUCUUUAAAAUUAAAACCCAAUAAAUAUAAAUCCAAACGUCAGUAUUUGUGGAUUUGUUUGGACGUGUUUUGGUUUAUCGGUGACGUCACACCAGACAGACGUCUCCACCAAUCACAUCUCUUAGUUCGCUCGAUGACGCGGGGAUUUAAAGAUGAAGACGCCGCCGACCGUAACAGAAACCACUCAGCUCUUCAAAGAUURGUUGACUUUUAUUUACAAUAUUUGCUGCAACACUCGUCACCCGAGCRGAAAACACCGAACUGAGUGGAUUGCAGCGGUUUUAGUGGGUGGAGAUGCUUGGUUCUCAGGUGCAAGUUCURCUGGUGGUUUUGUGUUUAUCUGGGCUGAUGGUGCAGGUCAGAGGAGCUCCACGAACAGAGCAGCUGACAGAAACACUGCAGCAGGACYUCAUAAAGGACCAGGGUUCCACUCGUUUACUCUUCCUGAGGUUUGUGUCGGAGCUGACGGCACAGAGAGGAGAGAUGCUCGGCGAGCCAGAGGAAGAGGAGUUAGGAGGAGGCAGGGAGGGGCUGAGGCGGCGACACCCUCGCUUCACCCACAGACAGAGACAAGCAGGCUGCCGCAACUUUUUCUGGAAAUCUUUCACCGCCUGUUGAAGCCGCAGCAUUUUUCCUUCUUAAAAAAGGACAUAAUUGAACCAGAGAAAUUAAAUAAAUUAUUUUCUGGUUGUAAACAGUAAAAAGUUUGUUUUCCUGUGCUUUACCUGACAUUCUGUGAAACACUACAUACUUCAAAUCGAUCCGAUUAAAGUGGCAGAAAUCUUUCCUGAGCCUUCAUUGUGUGAUUUAGCUCUGAGCUAAAAGAAUGCAGCUACAUGCUAACAGCAAACCUGCAGCUGUUGUAAUUAAASCAACUCAUUAAACUUCCUGUUUGUGCUGAAACACAUUUAUUCAUCAUAAAACAGCCUCAAUGAAUUUUUUUAGGGCAGCAGAUUAUAUUUUCCCCAUAAAAGCUCCAGUUAACAACAUUUUAAAAGAGCUUAUAGUAAAGAUAAUAAUAAUGCAACGGACACAAAAAGAUCUGAUUUAAGAUCACAGGAAGAGAUUCUUGUAAGUGACAGAAUCUAUUAAAUUGUUACCUCUAAUGGUAKAAAACAAAUCUGGAUAAAUUUACAAAAAAAUCUGAAUCGUUUCAGCAUGAUCAAAAUUCACAGUCAACCAAAGAUUAUUAAUAUGAAGCUAAACUAUCAGGAAGGCUUUCAAACCUUUAAAAGGGACAGUUCAGAUUUUAUUGUUUUUUAAUGGGGUUCUGUGAAAAAUCAUCAUCUUACCUGUCACGGAUAGUUUUCCGAAGGACCUCAGUUUAACUAAGGGCUASUCUGAACAAAGCCAAGAACUAUUUCAAACAUUUUAUAAUGGUUCAUGUAUAAAUUAGCAUCAAAAUCAGUUUGACCCAUUUAUAAUAAAUUCAAUGGCGGCGGCAGCUAGCUGUAGCACAUCCUAAAAAUGUAUUUUCUGCUGGAACAUUUAUGAAAUGUAAAAUGGARGAAAAUGUUAAAAGUUUAUGAAACAAAGUUCUUAUAAUCUGCUAUGAAACUUUAAAAUACAGAGUUGUUCAGACUAGGGUUGGGCUUAAUCGUAUCGUGUGCAAUUCAUCGUCAGAAAAAUAUUAAUAAUUAUUUUUUUGGCACUUGACGAUUAAUACGAUUAAUACCACCAGACAGACUGACCGCUCGGUGUUCCUCUCCACUUCAAAUAUGACGAAAAUUUAAAAAAAAA
Austrofundulus limnaeus is the source of this 2249-nucleotide messenger RNA. RefSeq names its product somatostatin-1. Lineage: Eukaryota; Metazoa; Chordata; Actinopteri; Cyprinodontiformes; Rivulidae. Bases 804 to 1127 code for a protein of 107 amino acids. The transcript has 2 exons. Gene Ontology annotation, molecular function: hormone activity. The record is from RefSeq and is a predicted model, not a curated record. Gene Ontology annotation, biological process: regulation of cell migration. Gene Ontology annotation, cellular component: extracellular region.